UUACAAGUUGAAGAGUACUGAAGAUCUAAGAUCAUUUACAUCCCUUGGGAAGAAAAAAAUAACAUAGCCUUCUAGGGCAAAGAAGAGAGAACUGAAAAGUUGCAGGAUAUUUCACAGGCCAAAGUACAUCUGCCGGAUUUGCUGUCUCUCAAAUCCCACACUCGGCUGGAGUGCUUCCCUCUUCCUGACAACGGAGGAGGGUUGCUGAGGAAUAUGUCCUCAUCUUUUCUUUGGGGUUUGGUGAUUUUGUUGACAUUUGCUGAAUCAAAUGGUGAAACUGGAGAACUUGAGCUGCAGAGACCAAAGAGAAGUACUGAGCUCCAACAGCCUCGGAUGGCUGCAGAGAGGGGAAAUUUAGUGUUUCUUACUGGGUCUGCUCAAAACAUUGAAUUCAGAACUGGAUCGCUGGGAAAGAUCAAAUUAAAUGGGGAAGAUCUUGGCGAAUGUUUACAUCAGAUACAGAAAAACAAAGAUGAUAUAACAGAUUUAAAAAGGACCUCAGUCGGUCUGCCUCAAAAUAUUUCCAAUCAAAUACAUCAACUUAAUUCUAAGCUUGUGGAUCUGGAGAGAAAAUUUCAAAACUUACAGCAGACAGUUGACAGGAAGGUGUGCAGCAGCAAUCCCUGCCAAAAUGGGGGGACGUGCCUCAAUCUCCACGAUUCCUUUUAUUGCAUCUGUCCCUCCCAGUGGAAGGGUCCUCUGUGCUCAGUUGAUGUGAAUGAAUGUGAGCUUUACUCGGGAACCCCCCUGGGCUGCCAGAAUGGAGCCACAUGUGAAAAUACAGCGGGGAGUUACAGCUGUCUCUGCUCACCUGAGACACACGGCCCCCAGUGUGCGUCCAGAUACGAUGACUGUGAAGGGGGCUCCAAGGAGCUCUGCGGCCACGGCAUCUGUGAGGACCGAGUCCGCGUGCAGGUUGGCCAGCCCAAAUACAGCUGCAUCUGUGAUGCAGGGUGGACGUCCUCGCUGAACAGCUUGGCCUGCUUGCUGGACAUAGAUGAGUGCAGCCUCCCACAGGCGCCGUGCUCAGCCCUCGCACCGUGCUUCAACACACCAGGCUCUUUCUACUGCGGGGCCUGCCCAACAGGCUGGCAAGGAAAUGGAUACAGUUGCCAAGACAUCAAUGAAUGUGAGAUCAAUAAUGGCGGCUGUUCUGUGGUUCCGCCUGUCACCUGUGUGAAUACAUUGGGGUCUUACCACUGUCAAGCCUGUCCACCAGGGUACCAAGGCGAUGGAAGAGUGUGCACACCCAUUGACAUCUGCUCCAUCAAUAAUGGAGGCUGCCACCCGGACGCGUCAUGCUCCUCGGUUCUCGGUUCCUUACCUCUCUGCACUUGUCUCCCGGGGUUUACCGGAAAUGGUUAUGGGCCAAAUGGAUGUGUGCAACUCAGUAACAUUUGCCAGAGCCACCCCUGUUUAAAUGGGCAGUGCAUUGAAACAGUCUCCAGUUAUCUUUGUAAGUGUGAAUCAGGUUGGGCUGGCAUCAACUGUACAGAAAAUAUAAACGAGUGUCUGAGCAACCCCUGCUUGAAUGGGGGAACUUGUGUGGAUGGCGUUAAUGCUUUCAGCUGUGAAUGCACACGUUCCUGGACUGGACUCCUCUGUCAGAUUCCCCAGCAAGUUUGUGGAGGGUCCCUCUCAGGGAUGAAUGGAAGUUUCAGCUAUGCGGGCCCUGACGUUGGUUACGUACAUGAUGUCAACUGCUUCUGGGUUAUCCGAACUGAAGAGGGAAAGGUGCUGCGUAUCACUUUCACUUUUUUCCGGUUAGAAUCAGUCAGCAAUUGUCCACACGAGUUUCUUCAGAUUCACGAUGGAGAGUCCUCUGCGGCACUCCAGCUUGGAAGAUUCUGUGGCUCUGAUCUCCCUCAUGACUUCCUCAGUAGUGACAAUGCCCUCUAUUUUCAUCUCCAUUCUGAACAUUUCAGAAGUGAGAGGGGCUUUACAAUAAGAUGGGAAACGCAGCAACCAGAGUGUGGAGGUGUACUGACGGGUACUUAUGGUUCGAUUAAAUCUCCGGGAUAUCCUGGAAACUAUCCUCCAGGAAGAGAUUGUGUCUGGAAAGUAAUAACCAGUCCUGGGCUCUUGAUCACAUUUACUUUUGGGACCUUGAGUCUGGAGCACCAUGAUGAUUGCAGCAAAGAUUAUCUUGAGAUUCGAGAUGGUCCUUUGUAUCAGGACUCUGUUCUUGGGAAAUUCUGUACCACUUUCUCUGUCCCACCACUCCAGACUACAGGUCCCUUUGCCAGAAUUCAUUUUCAUUCCGACAACCAGAUUAAUGACCAAGGCUUCCAUGUCACCUACUUAACAUCACCCGCGGAUCUGCACUGUGGAGGAAACUACACAGACCCAGAGGGUCUUCUGUCUUCUGACUUGUCUGGACCUUUCACUCACAGCAGACAGUGCAUCUACAUUAUAACGCAGCCCGUGGGAGAACAAAUACAGAUCAACUUCACCCAUGUGGAGCUGGAAGGCCAGAGUGUCUGUUCCCUGAGUUACAUGGAGGUUCGAGAUGAUCAAACCUUACUUGGAAAAGUCUGCGGCAGUGAAACCCUCUCUCACAUUAAAUCCAUUACUAAUAGUAUCUGGAUCAGGCUUAAAAUAGAUUCUUCUGUUGUAAGAGCUAGUUUCAGAGCUGUUUAUCAAGUUGCAUGUGGAGGAGAAUUAACCGGAGAAGGGUUCAUUCGCUCACCUUUUCAUCCUAACGUGUAUCCGGCAGAAAGGAUCUGCAGGUGGACCAUCCGCCAGCCCCAAAGCCAAGUAGUUAUUUUCAAUUUCACUGCCUUUGAAAUUGGAAAUUCUGCCCACUGUGAUAGAGAUUAUAUAGAGAUUGGUAGCAGUCCAAUUUUGGGUUCUCCUGAAAAUAAAAAAUAUUGUGGCACAGACAUACCUUCAUUUAUAACAUCUGUGUACAAUUUUCUUUAUGUCAUAUUUGUGAAAAGUUCUUCUACUGAAAAUCGUGGUUUCAUGGCCAAAUUCAGUUCUGCAGAUUUGGCAUGUGGAAAAAUUCUGACAGAGUCAACAGGAAUCAUUCAAAGUCCUGGCCAUCCAAAUAUCUACCCUCAUGGCAUCAGCUGUACCUGGCAUAUAUUAGUCCAACCCGGGCACCUGGUUCAUUUGAUCUUCAGGGUGUUUCAUCUGCAAUUUCAUUACAAUUGCACAAAUGACUACUUGGAAGUUUAUGACACUGGUUCCGAGACAUCUCUUGGGAGAUACUGUGGAAAAUCAAUCCCACCGUCUCUUACCAGUAGUACCAACUCAUUAAUGCUUAAAUUUGUGGCUGACUCUGACCUUGCUUAUGAAGGCUUUUUAAUAAGCUAUGAAGCAACCAAUGCAUCAACAGCAUGCAUGGAAGACUAUACAGAAGAAUCUGGGACUUUCACUUCUCCAAACUUCCCUGAUAAUUAUCCAAACAAUUGGAAAUGUGUUUAUAGGAUCACGGUGGAAACCAGCCAACAGAUUGCAUUACACUUCACAAAUUUCUCUUUGGAGGAGGCCAUUGGUGGGCACUGUAUAGAUUUUGUGGAAAUCAGAGAUGGAGGCUAUGAAAGUUCACCAUCCCUGGGAACAUACUGUGGCUCAAAUCCACCUCCAAGAAUCAUCUCUCACAGCAACAAACUAUGGUUACAAUUUAAGAGUGACUUCCUUGGCUCGGGGCCUGGAUUCUCAGUUAACUGGGAUGGAUCAUUGACCGGAUGUGGGGGCAAUCUCACGACUCCCACUGGCGUGUUCACUUCUCCCAACUACCCGAUGCCCUACUACCACAGCUCUGAAUGCUAUUGGAGGUUGAAAUCCAGCCAUGGCAGCCCAUUCGAACUGGAAUUUGAAGACUUCCACUUGGAGCAUCACCCAAACUGCACGUCGGAUUAUCUGGCGGUGUAUGACGGCCCAAGUACCACCUCUCAUUUGCUAAGUCAGCUUUGUGGGAAUGAAAAACCGCCUCUCAUCCGUUCUAGUGGAGACAGCAUGUUUUUAAAAUUCAGGACAGAUGAAGGUCAACAAGGAGGUGGCUUCCUAGCCAAAUACCAGCAGACAUGUAGGAACGUGACGAUUGUGAACCGAACCUACGGCCUCUUAGAGAGUAUACAUUACCCAGGUCCCUAUUCGGACAAUCAACGUUGCAAUUGGACCAUCCAGGCAACUACUGGCAACACGGUGAAUUACACAUUUUUAGCAUUUGAAUUGGAAAAUCACGUAAGCUGCUUGACAGACUAUUUAGAGCUCUACGAUGGCUCCGAGCGGAUUGGGCGCUACUGUGGAGCGCAGACGCCGCCCUCGGGGAGCACCACAGGCUCCCAGCUUCAGGUGCUGUUCUACACCGAUGGGGUCGGUCACGGUGAGAAAGGAUUCCAGAUGCAGUGGUUCGUUCACGGUUGCGGUGGGGAGUUGUCUGGGCCCACGGGCUCCUUCAGCAGCCCCGGAUACCCUAACACGUAUCCCCCGAACAAGGAGUGCCUCUGGUAUAUUACCACAGCCCCUGGGAGUAGCAUUCAGCUUACCAUCCAUGACUUUGAUGUGGAGUAUCAUGCAAUGUGCAACUUUGACAUCCUGGAGGUCUAUGGAGGCCCCGAUUUCCACUCUCCCCGAAUAGCCCAGCUGUGUGCCCAAAGAUCAUCUGAGAAUCCCAUGCAGGUCUCCAGCACUGGAAAUGAGCUAGCCAUCCGUUUCAAGACCGACAGCUCUAUAAAUGGGAGAGGCUUCAAUGCCUCAUGGCAAGCAGUCCCUGGAGGUUGUGGUGGGAUUUUCCAGGCUCCCGCUGGAGAGAUUCAUUCUCCAAAUUACCCCAGUCCUUACAGGCGUAACACUGACUGCUCCUGGGUCAUUCGGGUGGAAAGAAAUCACCGUGUUCUCUUGAACUUCACUGAUUUUGACCUUGAACCUCAGGACUCUUGUAUUACGGCCUAUGAUGGUAUAAGCGCCAUGACUACCCGCCUUGCCCAUGUGUGUGGAAGACAGCAGCUGGCUAACCCCAUCACCUCUUCAGGAAACAGCCUCUUUCUGCGAUUUCAGUCUGGCCCUUCCAGACAGAGCAGGGGCUUCCGAGCCCACUUCAGGCAAGCCUGUGGAAGCUACAUCCUCACCAGCUCCUCUGAUACCAUAUCCUCUCCAUUGUUUCCCGCCAAGUAUCCAAACAAUCAGAACUGCAGCUGGAUAAUUCAAGCUCAGCCUCCGUUCAACCACAUUACGCUCUCCUUUGACCACUUCCAACUUGAAAGCAGCACAACGUGUUCACAAGACUUUAUAGAAAUUUUGGACGGCCAUCACGAUGACGCACCCCUCCGAGGCCGCUACUGUGGCACGUCCAUGCCCCAUCCCAUCACCUCCUUCAGCCGCGCUCUGACACUGAGGUUUGUCUCUGACUCUACACUGAACGCCGAAGGUUUCCAUGCUACGUACGCUGCAUCCUCGUCAGCUUGUGGUGGAACCUUCCACAUGGCUGAAGGCAUCUUCAACAGCCCUGGCUACCCGGAAGUUUAUCCCUCUAAUGUGGAAUGUGUCUGGAACAUUGUCAGUUCCCCUGGCAACCGGCUCCAGCUGUCUUUUAUAACUUUCCAGUUGGAGGAUUCUCAGGACUGUAGUAGAGAUUUUGUGGAGGUCCGUGAAGGAAAUGCCACCGGUCACUUGGUGGGGCGAUACUGUGGAAAUGUCCUCCCCCUCAAUUAUUCAACCAUUGUUGGGCAUAUCCUUUGGAUCAGAUUUGUCUCCGAUGGCUCAGGCAGUGGUACAGGCUUUCAAGCCACAUUUACUAAAAUAUUUGGCAAUGAUAAUAUCAUGGGAACUCAUGGGAAAAUUGCCUCUCCCUUAUGGCCUGGACGUUACCCCCACAACUCCAAUUACCAAUGGAUAGUAAAUGUGAAUGCAUCUCAAGUUAUACAUGGUAGAAUCUUGGAGAUAGACAUUGAAGCAGCACAUAGCUGCUAUUAUGACAAAUUAAGGAUUUAUGAUGGCCUUGGUGUUCAUUCCCGCCUAAUUGGAACUUAUUGUGGUACCCAGACCGCAACUUUUAGCUCCUCUAGAAAUUCUUUGACAUUUCAGUUUUCUUCCGACUCUUCAAUCACGGGGAAAGGAUUCCUUCUGGAGUGGUUUGCAGUGAAUGCCUCUGUUGGACCUUUACCUACUAUUGCUACAGGUGCUUGUGGUGGCUUCCUGAGGACAGGAGAUGCACCUGUCUUUCUCUUCUCCCCAGGCUGGCCUGAAAGCUACAGUAACAACAUUGAUUGCAUGUGGCUUAUUCAUGCUCCAGAUUCGACUGUGGAACUCAACAUCCUUUCCCUGGACAUCGAAGCUCACAGAACCUGUGACUAUGACAAACUUGUGAUAAGAGAUGGAGACAGUAACCUGGCCCCGCAGCUGGCCGUUCUCUGUGGCAGAGAGCUCCCGGGACCCAUCCGGUCCACCGGCGAGUACAUGUUCCUCCGGCUCACCUCGGACUUCAGUGUAACCGCAGCGGGCUUUAAUGCAUCCUUUCACAAAAGUUGUGGUGGAUAUCUGCACGCAGACCGAGGCAUAAUCACAUCCCCUCAGUAUCCAGAGACCUACGGUCCCAACCUCAACUGCUCUUGGCACGUCCUGGUUCAGAGUGGUCUGACCAUUGCUGUCCAUUUUGAACAGCCCUUCCAGAUUCCAAAUGGAGAUGCUUCUUGCAGCCGGGGGGACUACUUGGUGCUGAAAAAUGGGCCUGACAUCUCUUCUCCACCCCUGGGACUCCGUGGAGGAAAUGGUCAUUUUUGUGGCGGCCGUCCUUCAUCCACUCUGUUCACCUCAGAUAACCGAAUGUUUGUUCGGUUUAUUUCUGACGCCAGUAAUGGAGGGCAAGGAUUUAAGAUCAGAUAUGAGGCAAAGAGUUUAGCCUGUGGGGGCAACAUCUACAUCCACGAUGUGGAUUCUGCAGGGUAUGUGACCUCCCCUGGGCACCCUGACAAUUACCCCCAGCACGCUGAUUGUACUUGGCUCCUAGCAGCUCCUCCUGGGAAACUCAUACGGCUGCAGUUUGAAGAUCAAUUCAAUAUUGAAGAAACACCCAACUGCACAUCCAAUUACCUCGAGUUGCGAGAUGGGCCUGAUUCAAAUGCACCAGUAAUUUCCAGGGUUUGUGGGAGAUCUUUGCCCAGCAGCCAGCUGUCCUCAGGAGAUGUGAUGUAUUUGAGAUUCCGAUCAGACAACAGCCCCACUCAUGUGGGGUUCAAGAUCAAGUAUGCUAUAGCUCACUGUGGGGGAAGAGUGACAGGGCAAAGUAGCGUCAUUGAAAGCAGUGGAUAUCCAACCCUUCCGUAUAGAGACAAUUUAUUCUGUGAGUGGCAUCUCGAGGGUCCCUCAGGACACUAUCUCACCAUCCACUUUGAAGACUUUAACCUUCAGAAUUCCUCUGGCUGUGAAAAAGACUUUGUGGAGAUCUGGGAAAACCAUACCUCUGGAAGUUUAUUGGGCAGAUACUGUGGAAACACCAUUCCAGACAGCAUAGACACUUCUAGCAAUGUUGCUCUGGUGAAGUUUGUCACAGAUGGCUCUCUUACUGCCUCAGGAUUCAGACUGCGGUUUGAAUCCAGCAUGGAAGAGUGUGGGGGGGAUCUGCAAGGCCCUACGGGAACGUUUACCUCUCCCAACUACCCGCACCCGAAUCCUCACGGCCGCGUCUGCGAGUGGAGGAUCACAGUGCAGGAGGGAAGGCGGAUCACCCUGACUUUCAACGACCUGAGUCUGGAAGCUCACCCAUCCUGCCGCAGCAAGCGUGUCACAGUCUUCAAUGGCAUUAGAAGUAACUCACCCCAACUAGAGACACUGUGUAGUAGUGCGAACAUGAGUGAUGCGAUCAAAUCUUCAGGAAAUACAAUGAAAGUCGUGUUUUUCACUGAUGGAUCCAGGCCCUAUGGAGGCUUCAGUGCUUCCUACACGUCCAGCGAAGAUGCAGUGUGUGGUGGGUCCCUUACACAUUCCCCUAAAGGAAACUUCACUUCUCCUGGCUAUAACGGAGUCAGUAAUUACUCAAGAAACUUAAACUGUGAAUGGACUCUCAGCAAUCCAAGUCAGGGAAAUUCAUCCAUUUACAUUCACUUUGAGGAUUUUUACCUGGAAAGUCACCAAGAUUGUCAGUUGGAUGUCCUUGAGUUCCGAGUGGGUAAUGCUGAUGGGCCUCUGAUGUGGAGACUUUGUGGACCUUCAAAACCUACAGUGCCCCUGGUUACACCUUAUUCUCAGGUAUGGAUACACUUUGUCACCAAUGAACGCGUAGAACAUGUUGGAUUCCAUGCGGAGUAUUCUUUUACAGACUGUGGUGGAAUACAGCUGGGUGAGAGUGGAGUGAUCACAAGCCCCAACUAUCCAGCCUCUUAUGAUAGCUUGACCCAUUGUUCCUGGUUGUUGGAAGCCCCACAAGGCCAUACCAUCACCCUAACAUUUAGUGACUUUGAUAUUGAAGCCCAUGCAACCUGUGUUUGGGACUCUGUCACUGUCAGGAACGGUGGUUCUCCUGGAUCACCCAUAAUAGGACAAUACUGUGGAAGUUCAAACCCCAGGACGAUCCAGUCUGGUUCCAACCAGCUGAUGGUGAUUUUUAACUCGGACCAUUCAGUGCAAAAUGGUGGAUUUUAUGCCACAUGGAACACACAGACUUUAGGUUGUGGGGGAAUACUUCAUUCAGAUAAUGGUACAAUCAGAUCCCCUCACUGGCCUCAGAAUUUUCCUGAGAACAGCAGAUGCUCCUGGACCGUCAUUACUCACGAAAGCCAACAGUUGGAGAUCAGCUUUGACAACAACUUCCUAAUCCCCAGCGGUGAUGGACAAUGUCAGACCAGCUUCGUGAAGGUGUGGGCGGGGACUGAGGAAGUCGACGACGCCUUGUUAGCCACCAGCUGUGGGAGCAGGGCUCCCGCGUCCAUCCUCACGCCAAGAAAUGCGUUCACGGCUGUGUUCCAGUCUCAGGAAACCCCAGCUCAGGGCUUCUCUGCAUCCUUUGUGAGCCGAUGUGGAGGUAAUUUCACAAACCCUUCAGGUUACAUCCUUUCUCCAAACUACCCAAAGCAAUAUGACAACAACAUGAAUUGCACCUACUUCAUAGAGGCUGGUCCUUUGUCCCUGGUCCUCCUGACUUUUGAGUCUUUCCAUCUGGAAGCGCGCUCGGCUGUAACCGGAAGCUGUGCCAGUGAUGGCGUCCACAUCAUCAGGGCUUCCAACUUCUCUUCCGCACCUUUUGCCACUGUGUGUGGCGAUGAAAUCCUGUCUCCUGUCACCCUCUUAGGCCCGGUGAUGCUCAACUUCUACUCUAAUGCGCACAUCACAGACCUUGGAUUCAAGUUUAACUAUAAGAUCACCCCCUGUGGGGGAGUGUUCAACUUCUCCACCGGGGUCAUCAAGAGCCCUGCCUAUUCGUAUUCGGACUACCCUAACGACAUACACUGUUCGUACACCAUCAUCGGUAGAGAUGACAGAGUGCUUCAGCUGAAGUUUAGUGAUUUCGAUGUGGUUCCCUCCACCUUCUGCUCCCAAGACUACCUGGCAAUAUAUGAUGGUUCUAACGUCAGUGAUCCCCUUCUUGGAAAAUUCUGCGGUUCUGAGCUUCCACCCAAUAUUAAGAGCAGCAAUCACAGUUUGCUUCUGGUAUUCAAGACAGAUUCAUUUCAAACAGCAAGAGGUUGGAAAAUAUCUUUCUGGCAGACGCUGGGGCCUCGGCAAGGAUGUGGUGGUUAUCUGACAGGUUCAAAUAAUACCCUCGCCUCUCCUGAUUCUGACGCCAAUGGAAGAUACGACAAGAAUUUAAACUGCAUCUGGAUCAUCACUGCACCUGUAAACAAACUAAUUAAACUUACCUUCAACACAUUUUCUCUGGAGGCGUACAGUAUUUUGCAAAGAUGCAUAUAUGAUUAUGUAAAGUUGUACGAUGGAGAUAGUGAAAAUGCCAACUUAGCUGGAACAUUUUGCGGUUCCAUUGUACCUGCUCCCUUUAUCUCUUCUGGUAACUUCCUGACGCUUCAGUUUGUCAGUGACGCAACUUUAGAACGGGAAGGAUUUAAUGCUACGUAUACCAUCAUAGACAUGCCUUGUGGUGGAACAUAUAAUGCAACUUGGGCCCCGCAGAGUAUUUCAUCACCCAAUUCAUCAAACCCAGAAAUCCCACUUUCCAUGUGUACUUGGGUCCUUGAAGCCCCUCCGCAUCAGCAGGUCAAGAUAACAGUGUUGGCCCUGCGGCUGCACUCCGAGGACUGUGACCGGAAUUACCUAGAGUUUCAGGACUCACCUGAGGGUCACGUAAAUCCAGGACUUCCGGUCUGUGGCGGAAAUGCUUCGGCGGCGCCAGCGUUCUAUUCUUCCGGGAGCACGGCCGUCGUCGUCUUCAAGGCCGAGGUCCUCAGCGCAGACUCCGGCGUGCGUUUCACCUAUCAGAUUGCAGGUUGCAGCAGAGACUAUAACAAGGCUUUCGGCCAUCUGAAGAGCCCUGGAUGGCCACAUAAUUACGACAAUAACUUGGAUUGCACAGUUACCCUCACAGCCCCCCAGAACCACACUAUUUCCCUCUUCUUUCAUUCGUUUGGUAUCGAGGACUCCAAUGAAUGCACACAUGAUUUCUUGGAGGUCAGAAAUGGAAGUGAUAGCAGUUCACCAUUACUUGGCACGUACUGUGGAGCUCUGCUGCCAAACCCCAUCUUCUCUCAGAACCAUGAACUAUAUCUACGGUUUAAGAGUGACAGUGCGACUUCCAGCCACGGGUAUGAAAUUCUCUGGACCUCGUCACCCUCUGGCUGUGGUGGAACGCUCUAUGGGGACAAUGGCUCCUUCACCAGCCCCGGCUAUCCGGACACAUACCCAAACAACACUCACUGCGAAUGGGCCAUCACUGCACCUGCUGGAAGACCUGUCACUGUCAGCUUUUACUUUAUUAGCAUUGAUGAUCCCGGAGACUGCAUCCAGAACUACCUCAUCCUCUACGAUGGACCAGAUGCUAAUUCCCCAUCCUCUGGACCAUAUUGUGGGGCAGACACUAACAUAGCUCACUUUAUGGCUUCUUCGCAUCGGGUCUUCGUAAAAUUUCAUGCAGAGUAUGCGGUACAGCCAUCAGCUUUCCGCUUAACCUGGGACAGCUAAUGGGGCGAUGUGGUGUGUUGGGCCCAUUGGACAUGACACUGGACAGACGUCAGGACAGAAUCCUCAUACAGCAUUCCACCUGGCCACUGGAAAUAACCUGAACUUUUUCUUUUCACCAAAGUAUGUGUGGAAUCAAUGUCUGUUUAUUGAAAAAAAUAUAGACUGUAGCUUCUUUAGUCUUGGCUGUGCAUGUCAUCCUCACUUCUAACGCUUUGAGCUGAACAUCUUCUUAAAAUUCCUUAAAGAACUGGAAAUAGUGAUGACAUAUGUGAUGUCAGUUGUCAAAAGUUAAUGACAAAAUAGCAUGCUUUUCCCUGUGAAUGUCAAAUCAGAGGUAAUGAACAUUCUUGAAUGGUACGCAAUGAAUGUCGCAUUAAUUUUUAACUCAUCAAAGUUUUGUCUUUCACUAGCAGAUCUAUGUAAGGUUUCAAGUUGAAUUUUUACAUUUGGAUGAACAAUACAAAUCCUGCAGACCAUGAACUCCAGGGCCGCACUGCCUGAAUCGGCAGUCUCGCGCUUGUCAUUCAGGGCUGCCUUAACUUCUCUGUGCUUUCGUUUCCACAAGUCCCACCACUGUCCACUCCUCGCUUCCUAACACAGUCUGUAGAGUCACAAUGGCUUAGCCAAGCUUUUAUAAAGUUUUCUGAGGCCUUUAACAAAGCAAGAGCAUCUAUAUUAAAUACACAAAGUUAAGUCUUAAUAACAACAUGGGACAAAGUGAAAGAAGCUGUGUGAUGUGUUAUUUCAUGUUACUCGAAUACUCGAGUGCCAGAAAAAUUAUUUCUGCACAGAGUACAGAUCCACAUAAAUAAAAUAUUCCUACCUUUAAAAGUCCUGCCUCCUUAGG
Messenger RNA from Mustela erminea (ermine), 11920 nucleotides. It is a transcript of the gene CUBN, whose product is annotated as cubilin. NCBI's taxonomy places the organism in Eukaryota, Metazoa, Chordata, Mammalia, Carnivora, Mustelidae. The record is from RefSeq and is a predicted model, not a curated record. The transcript is spliced from 67 exons. Bases 214 to 11073 code for a protein of 3619 amino acids. Gene Ontology annotation, molecular function: calcium ion binding.